Messenger RNA from Lymnaea stagnalis (great pond snail), 13511 nucleotides. NCBI's taxonomy places the organism in Eukaryota, Metazoa, Mollusca, Gastropoda, Lymnaeidae. The record is from the annotation of a GenBank genome assembly.
AUUCUUGUGAAGAGUCGGCGAGACGGAGUUGAGAGUUGAAAACAGAAGAGAAUAAUAUGGAUAGAAUUUCAUGCAUGCUUUAAUUUCCAAUCCUGAGUAAUAAGAAAAGUGGAAAUAAUUUAUUUUAAUUGUGUUAGAGUUCAGGAUCAAAUUGGAGUUAGCCGUCAUUUAUUAAUAUUUUUAAAAAUAAAAAUCCAAAUGACCGGCGACCUGGAACUGGGUAUAUUGAUAUUUAAUAUUUUAAUUUUUUAGCUUAUUGAAAAUGUUUCACUUGGAUUUCACUUGCACUUGUUUUAUUUAUUAAGUUCACUUAUAAAGGGUUUAGACAAAUGCGUAGGCUAGUUUAUGUCUAAGUCAAAUCUAACCUGUUUCAGUUUAUUUUUCUCUGUUUCUAAAAAAAAGACUACUUAUCUACUAAGGGGCCCGUCCAUAAAGUACGUAAAGCUCCAGAGGGGGGAGGGGGUGUAAGAAAGUGUGACAGUUUGUAACAGGGGGGAGUUUGUAAUUUUCAGGCAAUGUGUGACUCACACAUUUAUUUUUUUUAAAUUUAUUUCUAAUUUAUUUUUUUAGUAAAAUUUAAUAGCUUUAAAAAUAAUUUUCCAAAAUUUUGUGAAACAUUUGAAUUAGUUUUAUGUCAAAAUAACAUGAAAUGCGUAUCUCCUGAAUGUGUUGUUCACGAUUCCUCUCGCUAGGAGCACUAGUAUGCUGUUGUGAAGCCUUGUUUUAUGUAUAGCCUUGCCGAGAUCAACAGGAGUUUUCAAAGUACAACUAUAUGAUCUUUAUUGUCCAUCUUUGCAGACCAGCUUACUUGAUCGAAUUUGCAAAGUAUGCCACUUAUAAUUUGCCUUCAACAAUGUCGAAGAAACAUGCAGGACAACACAGAGCUCGGGCUCGGGAGAAUGUGUCAACCCAAACUGUUCCAGAAUCAACUCAGAUAAAACGCAUUAGUCCUUUGAGAAUCGCUGCUAGAAGGCAAAGGGAACUCAUGGCAGUUAUUGCCAGAAGAGAAAAUGCACAUUCAGAGGGUGUUGAGUGGCUAGAUGAGGAUGAAGUUGAUCUGUCUGCAAUUAUCCUUCCAGGAAACGAUGAUGGUGAAAGAUUGAUACCAGCAGAGGCGUAGCGAGGGUAUUUGGCGCCCGGGGACAAGAUUCGCGCCCGGGGAUAAGAUCCAUUUUAAAGCGCCCUUUUUUCUUUUUUUUCAACUCUCAAGCCCUUUAUUUUCAUCAAUAAAAUAAUAUCAAAACACAUUUUGGCGCCCCUAACUAGCUGGCGCCCGGGGACAUCUGUCCCCCACUGCCCACCCCUCGCUACGCCUCUGGAUACCAGUUGUAACUAUGGAUUACACUUCACUUCACCAUGGAUGGAUGAUGUCCAGUGAAUAUUUUUUAAUUAAACAUAAUUCACAGGACCAUAAUAAACAGAUUCAAUAUAGCACAAGAGUUUGUCACAUAAUUUGUCAAGCUAGUCUUUUUUUUAGUCAAAUUGUUUUGUUUCCUUUUUAUUAUUUAAUCACUGGGUGAGGUCAAGUUUCGCUAAUUUACUUCUUAUCCUGUGUAAAAAGAUUGCAUAAUCAGAAAUUAUCUAAAAUCUGACCUCACCUUUUGUAAAUGAAAAAGCAGCAGAUAAAUGAUGUGUGUUAUAUAAUUGUCUUGUCUAAUUUUUUCAUUUUUUGUUUUCAAAUUCAAUCUAGAUUGAGUUACUGCUUCAAUGAAUAACUGUGACAACUGUUGACAAUUAACUAUCCUACUAUUAAAGUAAUUUUAAUAAUGUGAUAGACUAAUCUGAUAGUUCUUUUAGGUGGAAAAUUUUUAUUUUAAUACAGUUUAAUAGUGAAGUGUGUUUUAGAUUAAAUUUUAAUUAGGUGUUAAUUUUUUUUAAAAAUUGUUUGAAAGUGUGACAUACUUUAGGGGGGAGGGGGGGGGUUUCCAAGAUUUGUGACAGGGGGGAUGGGGGGGUAGAAAUGGUAAAAAAUAGCCUGAUGUACUUUAUGGACGACCCCUAAGUAGUCUACUUAUAUAAGUCUGCUUAGACAUACUUUAGGGGGGAGGGGGGGGGUUUCCAAGAUUUGUGACAGGGGGGAGGGGGGGGUAAAAAUGGUAAAAAAUAGCCUGAUGUACUUUAUGGACGACCCCUAAGUAGUCUACUUAUAUAAGUCUGCUUAGACUAUUUUAUUGACUGAUAUAUACAGUAUAAUAUUUAAUAAUAUGUUAACAAUUAUUUCAAUACUUUAUUAUUGAUUAUAGACUUAUUUAUGACAUAUUUAUAGUCAGUAGGUUAUAAACAGUGGGCUUAUAGUAUAGUAUAAUGAGUGGAUAUAAGAAGCUCAACAAUUAACAUUUGAUUAAUUUUCAAUGUCAAUAAUUUGCUUCAAUCAAGACUACUGCCAUUGCCAAAUAUUGUAUCAUCAAAGACAAAAAUACUCACAUCAUAAAAUUAAAACUAGCUCUUUGCCGAUGCAAGCACAUAGCUUAUUUAAUGUUAUAUUAGGAUAUCAAUAAGUAAGAAGAUAAGCAUUUAUAUUAAAAAAUUUAAACAUUUUGUCACUGUUAAAAUUAUUUUUAUUUUGUAUUAUGGACACAAAAUUUAAUUAAAAAACUGUCAUUGAACACCUGCUUAAUAUUAAAUGGCCGCCUUAAUAGAAGGCUUUUUUAAAAAACUGUUGGUUAGUCAAUCUGGAUCUGAUGUUGAUAAUAUGGGUUGUUGAAGCUUUGAUACUGCAUUACAUUUUUAUUUUCUACCAGUGUUGAUUGGAUUGAUGGAUUGUUGAUUUUUUUCUUCAUUUAAUUAAUCACAAAUGUUCUGUUUGUAUCAACAGAUUAAAUUAUAACUUCAUUGAAUGAAAUGUCUCAGAAACAGUAAUCAACUGAAACUUUGAUUUCACCGAAAAAGUUUUGCAAAUUUGAAUUCAAUCAUCAAAGGUGUAUUUCCAUAAUGGGAUGUUCUUCAUCUGUCAUCACCCCAACAGAGGGACAUACCAAGGCAAAUGACAUAAAAACUAUUUCUCCAAUUCGUGACAAGCAAAAUGGCCACGCUAAAGUGACACAAAAUAAUGCUGACAUUUUUACCAAGAAAAAGAUUCCAGAUAUCGACAAAAAUUCGAAUAAAAUAACUGCAUUAGAUCAGAAGCCAGGUAGAUUUUGUUUAAACAUAUUUUAAUUUGUAAUUUUUCUUCCCCUUAUUAAAUAAGUGUACAAAUUUCAUUUUGGCUUGAGUAUUAAAAUUAAUUUUAUCCAUUGCCAGUUUUGGUUAAAUUAAGAUACAUAGAAUGUAUGUGCAAGCAAUUACUUAAUCCCUUUCUAUAUAUCUUGAUAAAGGAAAAAAUGAAAUGUAUCUAUUUCCCCCAUAGCAAGGCAUAUGAGAUCUUGAAUUGCCAAAGUCUGAAAAUUAUUCUUUUCACUGCUUCAGUUCCUAAAAGUGUUGCUUUUGAGAUUACAUUAGAUGGUCAAAGUGUGGAUGGUUUAUUCAGAAAGCUACCCCCAAAAAGACUUCAGGUAGGUCUUAAAAGACGUUGAAUUAAUAGUUGAUAUUUCAAAAAUUUGACCUUCAUUGUAAUGUUCAAUUUUUGUUGCAUUUGCAAAGUGGUUAAGAGAUAAUUUAUAAAACAUAAAUGAAUAGCACUUAAUAAAUAACGAAAGAUUAUUUACUCUUAAUUAAACAACAAAAUUCAUAGGUGAGAUAAAAUUGUGCAGUAGUUCUCCAUCUGCUGUAAAGUGGUGCUGUAUCUGCUUUGUACUUCCUGUCUGUUUUUUCAUCUUAAUUUGAACAUUUUUGUUUCCACAGAAGCCACACAUUAAUUGCAAACUAUAAUUGCGGGUACCACAGGACCUUUGUUUAUCAAAGAAUAAUCAUUUCACUUGUUACAAUUCAGUGAAAGGCCAAUAUGUAUCAUAAAUCAAUCAUUUCACUAGUGGCAAUCAAGGAAUAGGCCAAUUAUGUCUUGAUAAAAUAGAGAAUCUGUUACACUCUUCAAAACUAUCUAUUUGGUGGUGGUUACUCUUAGUUUGUAACAUUGUCUGCACAAAGCGAUUCCCUGAAAAUUGCUGUCAUCAUGAUCAGAUUAAAAGCACUGAAGUUCCACGGUUGAUAUAAAAUUAUUUGCGGAAAUUUAAAGGAAGUAAAAAUCACUACUAGUUUUUAAAAAAAGGAUUAAAUAUUAUUAUAUCAUUUGGUUUGUCAUCAGGGAUGUGGGGCAUAUGCAACUUUGCCAGACAAUUUUGAACUAGAGCCAUAUUUUUAGAGUACAUUCCAUAGAAAGUUCAUUUUCUAAAUACAAUAUGUUAUUUUACUCGGAACUAAUUUCAUUGAAUAAUUAAUAUUAACUAUCUAACUGCUCAUAUAAAACUGCUAUAUUGAUCUUACAGACACUAGAGCCAUUGAACUUGCCAAAGUUAACAGCAGAGCAACUCUCAGAAAAACAGAGGCUUGCAGAUGAAAAAAGAGAAAGGGUAAAUAUUUCAAAUGAGAUUAAGACUUUUCUAUCAGAUUAUCUGUGUUAAUAUUAACAACCUGUUGAACUGAUGAAGUAAAAUCAUGAACACCUAGUUAAGUUUAGUUUUAAAAAUGUAUUAUUAUGAAUGUAUUUCAUGAAACAUUUUUGAAGUAUUUAAACUAUGUGACAAAGAAACAUGUCUUAAAAGAUCUAUUUAGAUUUGAGAAAAGUAUAUUUUUGGAUUGCUUUAAAAAUAGAAAUUCUAAAAAAAAUAUUCAAUUUAAAUUUAAUGAUUUCUUUAAAUUGUGUUGACUACAUUUCUUUCACUCCUCGUAUAGUCACACUUUGACUUAAAAUCAUUACUCCGCCUUAUAGCAAGACCUUUUAAUCAUUAUGCAUAUCAUACUCCAUGGGGGGGGGGGGUGUCCUAAGAAGUUGUGACAGUUUGUGACGGGGGUUUAAGAUCAUUUAUAAAAUCAUUGCUCCUGCUUAUAGCAAGACCUUUUAAUCAUUAUGCCUAUUAUUCUCCAUUGGGGGGGGGGUGUCCUAAGAAGUUGUGACAGUUUGUGACGGGGGUUUAAGAUCAUUUCUGAUGUCACAUGCUUUUUAUAGUUUGUAUUUUUCAUCAUACAUAUAAAACCUGAAAUUGACAGUGAUGUUUAACUUGCUGUUCUUCUGGAUGUAUUCUGACAAUUUGUCUGUUUAAUAAAUUUAAUCGUUAAAUUGUUAAGUGUGUUUUAAAUUAAAUUUAAAUUAGUUUUUAAUUUUUUUUAACAAAAUUUAGUUCAAAAGUGUGAUGUAAUUUAAGGGAGGGGGGGUUCUGAGAUUUAUGACAGAUUGUUACUGGGGGUGGGGGGUAAAAUUGUCCAAAAAUAUUGUGACAUACUUUAUGGACAGUUGCUUACUACUCUUAAUCAUGGUAAAAUGGGGUGCCCUGUUUAUAUGAUAAUAUAUGGGGAACUACAUUCAAGGCAUGUAUAUUAAAUAAAUGGUGGAGCAAGAUGUGUUCAGGCUUGAAAAAAAGACAGGAAAAUUGACGUUUUUGGCUAAAUGCUGACAAUACAAAACAAGAAAAUAAAAUUAUUUGAAAUUAAAAGACUGCUGAAGAAGACAUCCUUUUAAUAGUUCUGUCUUUUUUCUCAAGCAAAAUCAUAUCUUGCUUCGCUAUUUAUCUAUUUUUAUCUGAUGGUCACAACAAAUGUUACUAAGCCCCAACAUAAUUUAAGAUUGGAAAAUACCAGACAAACCUUUAGAGAAUUAAAUUAAUACUUGCUUAUUUAAUAUUUUUAGCUAUAAAUUAGUGUGUUAAGACAGCAAAACAUCAUUUGUAACAUUUAAAGAAUUUUUAUAAAAGAUCUAUUCCAGAUCUGAUUGAUUGUUCUUUUUACUUUAAAUUGGCAAAACAGAGCACACAUAUUAUUUCUAUUGUAAGAGUGAACAUUCUUCAAGAACAUUUUUAAAAGGCCCUAUUCAAUGUGUUUGUAUAAUCAUAAAAUCUUGCUCUACAAAAAAAUGGGAGACUAAUUGUGACAAAAGAAAACCUCUGAGUCUCAUGUUAAUACUAAUUUCAGACCAGAGUUACAUUAUUCUGCUUCAUUAAUAAAUUUAGUUUCUUCUAUAAUUUCCUAGAAUAUACAGUUACUUCUACAUUAUUUAAAUAUUUAUUUUACUUUUAGUUGAAAGAGAAAAAAAUUAACACAUCACAGAAGUCCUCAAAACGGAGACGUGAGUUACUAAAAGCAAAAGAGUUUAGCAUGAAACAGCAAAUGGAACAAGAAAAGGUAUUGUCACAUCCAAGAGCAUUAUGGAUGGGCUCACACAUUCUUAUGGUUUAAUUAAUAGUCAAUUUAGUGGUUUAAUUAAUAGUCAACUUAUGUCAUACAAGCCUACCGGUAACAUUUCAUAACUUUACAUUCAAUUAUUACAGUCUGUCAUUGAUGACCAACUAAAACAGGCGGAACUGAAGAGAGAAAUGAAACUGCUAGAAAUUAAAGAAAAGCAGAGGCUGCGAGAAGAGAGAGCCAAAAGAGCAAGAGAGAGAGUAAGUAAAUAUUUGUCCCCACUUGUGCACCUUGAGGUUUCACGGAAUAAUUUGAUAUGAAGUGGUAUUGGAAAGUUCCAAACUCAAGAAUCGUCAAAAGAAAUUUCAGGCCAUGCUUAUUUAAAGUUUGGCUGCUAUUAAGUGCUAUCUCCUUCAACAUAAUCAGCAAUCCAGGCUAAGGUCUGAUGAAGCAUUUUGAGAGGGUCUCUGAUAUUAAAAAUCUCAGUGCUUUAGUUUAAGACAAAAGUUAAUGCAAGUACAUUUUCUGAUUGUCAGCCAUAAUAAAAUGGGCAGUCCUAACACAUGGUUAAAAAAACACUUGUAACUAGUAAUUGCAUGUAGCAAGAUUGAAAUAACUUAUAAAGGGUUGUUAAGGGGUUGAACAAUUUUUUAAGAAAUGUAUUUUCACUUAGCCUUUUAUUAACCAAGCAAUAGAAAUGCAUUUAUCAGCAACAUAAGGAAUAAUAAUGGGGCAACAUAUCUGUAGAAGAAUGGGGCAAUAUAACUAAUAGAAAAGUAGGGCAACAUAGCUAGUAGAAAAGUUGAGCAACAUAGCUGUAGAAGAGUGGAGCAACAUAGUUGGUUGAAGAGUGGGAACAACAUAGAAGGUUAGAAGAGUGGUGCAACAUAGCUGGUAAAAGAGUGGGGACAAAAAUAGCUGGUAGAAGAGUGGGAAAAACAUAGUUAUAGAAGAGUGGGGCAACAUAGUUGGUAGAAAAGUGAAGCAACAUACCUUGUAGAAGAGUUGGGAAACAUAGAUGGUAGAAUAGCCAGGAAAGAUAUCUGGUAGAAGAGUGGUACAACAUAGCUGUUGAAGAGUGGGGCAAAAUAGCUGGUAGAAGAGUGGGGAAACAUAGUUGUAGAAGAGUAAUGCAGCAUAUGCAGCUGCUAUGAUAAGGCCACCAGUGCAGUCUUCUUCAAUAAUAACACCGGAGAAUGGGUCAAGACCGCGUUUGAAGUACGACAAGGCUGCUUGCUCUCCCCCACCCUGUUCAACAUCUUCUUGGAGAGAAUUAUGUCAGAUGCACUGGAAGGGCAUGUAGGGACAGUCAACAUUGGUGGCAGAACAAUCAGCAACCUACGUUUUGUGGAUGACAUUGAUGGACUGGCUGGAAACAAAGAAGAGCUAGCCAACCUACUAAAGCAUCUCGACAAAAAUUUAUUGUCCUUUGGCAUGCAAAUCAGUGCAGAAAAGACAAAAUUGAUGACGAAUAGCUCCACCGGCAUCUCCACUGAAAUUAAGGUGGGGAGGAAAGAUCAGAGACAGUAGGUAGUUUCAAAUACCUAAAAGCAAUAGUCUCGGAAGAAGGGCCCAAGCCUGAAUUGAUGUCCAGGAUUGCCCAGACCACAACAGCUCUAAAGAGGCUUAAGAAAAGAUGGAAUUACAAAAAUGUAGCCACCAGCACCAAAAUCAGGCUGAUGCGCUAAUUAGUCCUCUCCAUUUUCUUUUAUGCCUGUGAGUCCUGGACAUUAACAUCAGAGCUUCAAAAAAAAAUAAAGGCGAUGGAGAUAAGAAGUUUCAGAAGCAUUCUUGUAAUCUACUGUAGAGAUCAUAUCUCUAACAUACAAGUGAAAGAAAGGAUUUGUCAUGCAACUGGGCAGUAUGAUGACCUCCUGGUGACUAAAAAAAGUGCAAACUGGAAUGGUCUGGCCACGUGAUAAGAAAACAAGGGCUUGCCAAAGAAAUCAUGCUGGGCACAAUGAGAGGAGGGAGAAGAAGAGGAAGACAGAGAAAAAGAUGAGAAGAUAACAUCAAAGAGUGGACGGGACUAAAACUAGGCGAUGCUGUGCGAAGUGCAGAAAAUUGGGAGAAAUGGAGAAGGAUAGUUUUCAUGUCAUCUGUGGCACCCCAACGGUGAGUGGGGUGACAUAGCUGGUAGAAGAGUGGGGACAACAGAGCUGUAGAAGAGCGGGAGAAGCAUAACUGUUAGAAAAGGGGGACUCUAAUUUUAAUAAAUUAUUUUUUUUAAAAAUUAAUUAUGUAACUGCAUAGCCACCAGAUGAUGGAGCAUGUGUUUUUGUUUUUUGACACGCUUUUAACCCUGCUCGCAGUGCCAAAAACUGUAGCCGAGGGGUGAUCUGAUAUAGCUGACACUUUAAAAUAUAUGUAUAUAUGUUUGGUAGAUAUAAACUCAAGAAAAUUUAGGCCUUGAGGGCUAUAGCCUUCAUUUAGUUCUAUUAUUGUUGCAUAAAGGGAGUGGUAAAUCAUAAGUAAAAUUGUUAGAAAAACAUUUAUAAAAAGUCAAAAUCCCGUACUAAACCCCUGAAGACUAAUCUGUGUCUGUUAACAUUUUGUCUUGGCUAUCUAAGAUACACUUAUAUUUGUAUAUGAUUAUAUGUUAAAUGAUCUUUGAGAUAUUUUAAAUGGAAGGCAUUGGGACCCCCCAUGGAUGAAUGUGAAAACUCCCUUAAUUACUUAAUUUUAUAAUAUCCUCAAAAGAUGUAGGCUUGCAAAUAUACCUAGGUUUAGAGAAUAAAAUCCCCUUUCCGACAAUAUAUUAUUUAUAGCAGCAUAAUACAGUACCCUAGGGUUCCCAAGAAAUAAAUUAUUGAACUAUUAUCAAAAAAGCACAAAAAGGAUUUCCUAUAUUUAAGUAUUCUAAGCGGUGUGGGAGAAGCCAUUCAUGCCACAUGUUGUAAUAGCCUAACGCAGAGGUCAAAUUCCAUGACAGUGUUGGGUGGUGAACUCCGUUUCAUAAAAACGGGGCCUACAAUGCCACAAAAAAAUUUAAAUGUUGGAGUUUGGAGCAGUAAGAAAUUUAAUCCGCUCUGUUGCUUCCAACUCCAAACUCCACUCCAAAUCCCUUCCUUUGAAUGUCUUUUUUAUCAAUUUUUUAAAAUGACAAUUUCUGACAUUGCUAUCUUCAUUUGUAGAAUUUCUGCUGAAAAUAAAUCUGGUACUUUUACCUUAUCAAAAGUAGGUUGAAUGUCAGGUAGCUGAACUGGAGCCAGCAUGUUCAGUAUCAGUAUUUCCUAAAAUAUUAAGCCCACUUUUUUUACAGGUCAUCUAUGUUAGUUCUUAUUUUCCCAUUUAUUUCUUAAACUGAACUGUUUUGUUGUACAGAUCACAGGUUCCCAACCUGAGUUACGCCCCAUUUUAUAGAAGCACAGUUGACCACAGCUCAGAUACAUUUAAAAAUGUAUUUUUAAUACUAAUUAAUUAGAAACACAUAAAAAAAUACAUUUUUAAGUACCAGUAUAGUAUAAAUUAUUUUCACACUGAACUGAUUGGUAUGUUUCCAAUGGGGAGAGAGUUUAAUUGAAUCAUAUAUUCAUAUAUAAAUAAUAUGCCUCAAAUAUUUAGAGAGAGAGAGAGAGAAAAUGUGUAAGGGGGCCUAUAUUUUCACUGCUUAUAGGUGUCAGUCAGAUACUUAAUUGUCAGCCUUAUAGAGGUGUGCACACAAUGCUUUUAAAAUCUUUUUUUUUACAGUUAGAGGAUAUUACCAUUACUGUUCUAAAUAACUGAAAAAAAUUAAAUUAAGAUACAUUGUUUAGUCAAUAAACGUUUUAAGGUAAACACAAUUAAAAUUACUGAAGAUUUUGUUUUUCCACAGGCUAAAAACAUUCAGAACAAUACAAAUACUGAAGAAGUAGAGAUGGAAAAGGAUGAAGAUUUUAAUGCAGGAGAAAGUGAUGGUAAGUUAACUGAUCAAGCUGCUAAAAUUAACUUUCCUGAUUUCUAUUAACUUUGGUUGUGAACUCCACGGUUGUGGCAUUAUGCAAGGAAUAUCACAACUGCUGUAGGAUGGAGGUCAUGGUUUUAAAACAGAUUCCAAUCUCUCUGGUUUCCAGGGAUGGGGGUAUCACUAUAAGAAGUGUCAUCUUAAUUAAAACUAAAAAUAAAAGUUAGCCAAUUAUCUGCAGUUGAGGCUCAUGAUAUAGAAAAUGAGGCUAUCCCUGGAAGUCUGUUUUUCUGGCACAUCAAAUCUGAUUGAGCAUUAUUUUGUCAAGAGACAAUUUUUUUUUUUAUUAUUGUCAGUAUUAAUUGAUAAGUUGACUGCCAGAACUGGCUAUAUAACGUUUUAAACAAUUUUCAUUUGCCUUAAUUUUAAGACAGGAUCCAUAUUCUAUGACUUUAUGAGUGUUAUAGACAAAAAUCAGGAAAUCUGCCCGCCACAACCUAUAAUAAUAAAAAAAUUAAUAUGACUGUUUUGUAUUUUUCUCAAAUCUUUGUCAGGGUUUAUUUGUUUCACCCAAUUUACUUGAAUGUGUGACAUUAAAAUGGUUAAUUUCUUAAUAUGAAUAAGUUUUCUUUUAUCUGUUAAGAUUAAGAUAGCCCAAAAAUGGUGUUUAGUUUAAUCCUGUUAUAUUUUUAUUGGUUUCUCUGCAUAUUUCAAUUUUUAAUGGAGUUAAAAGAAAAUUGUUUUGUGAUUAGUGUGGGAACAAGAAUACAGGAAGUAUGUUUGAAUAAUAUGAAUACAGAGAUAGGAAAAAGGACAGUGAUAAUAAACACAUCUUAGUGUGCAUAUUUUAGAAUUAAAAUAAAGCCUAAUAAUAUACUAAUACUGACAGUCAUCAUUUUUUUAAAACUGUACCAGUACCACUGACAAAAUUAGGGAUUUUUACAGGGUAAGUGAAAGAAAACACACUAUAUACAUACUACAUAUUUGUGGGUGUCAUUUAAUUAAACUUAAACAAAUGAUAUUUUAAUUAAUUAAUGUUUGUGUUAAUGAAGUGCUAUCCUCUGUCAACAUUUAAGGAUAAUCAUAAUUCACUCUUGCAGAGCUCCGUAGAAGUAGAAGCCUUACGUAUAUUAUAUAAUAUAUUAUGUGAUAGCACAUUUGAAUAUCUACUUGGUGACAAGAUUGGUGAAAUGUAGAUUUAUUGUCAUACUUUUUGAAAUUACAGAUUCUUGGCUAGGAAAUCCUGGUGAUAAUAAUGAAGAAAUGGAGGAAGAAGCUGGACUAAAGAAACAAGUCAGGCAGGUGCGCCCAACAGUCAGUGCCAGCACUGUUGACAGUUAUGAUGCAGCCUUUAUGCGUAAAAAUAAUCAGACAGAGAGACAGCUUAUUAAUCAGAAUGAUGACGACUUCUUUGGAUCCUGACUUAAUUGAUGACACUGCCAUUUGUCUCUCAUCACCAUAAGAAGUGUCAUCUUAAAUCUACCUGACAUUAACAGUACCGGUAUACUUGUGGGAAAGUGAUGGAGUUAUAUUAACUUAUAUAAACUCAAUCUCCUAUCAUUAUAAUAUAAGGUUAACGGGGUAAAAUCAUGUCAUUCAAAUGUAAAUAAUUUUUUCCAAUUGAAUUAUGUUGUUAUCACCUGCACAUUUUGAUGGUGUAAUGCUUUCAUGAAUUCAUAAGUUGCAAAUCUUUUUUGAAUGACUUGUUUAUGUGAAGAGGAUUUUGUCAAAAAUAGGUUUAUUGUUGUGUACUGCAGGGGUCUCAAACUCACGGCCCAUGGGCCAUUUGCUGCCCACUAGACGAUAUUUUGCGGCCCGCUACAUGACAGUUUUAGUGUUAAUGGGGCCAAUGCGUUUUCCCAUUCUCACAUCUUUAAGUAUUAUGUGACAACCACGAAAAGUUUCAGUCAAAGUUAACCGACUAGUCUAAUUCCGAUUUUUAUUAUAUUUGUAUAGAUUUGGACGUUGAUUAUAAUGGUAAAGACCAUUUUAAAAUCGGACUAAAAGGUUUUAUUUUAUAGCGUUAAAUGAGAAAAACAUGGCCGAAGUAUAGUUAUUAGAAUUAAAACAUCAAUUAGUGGGCAAUGCACAACCAUAAUGGUGUCAAUCAUAGCAAUCGGAUACAGUAUCAAAGAAUGCCCAUUAAAAUUGCCGCUAGUGUUUAGGAGUGAGGGAAAUGCUGAGCCUUUCAGCUUGGUCACUUUUAAAAUAGGUUAGUUAAAAAGGCCUUUUCUAAGAUAAAAAAUCAAAAUUCAUUCUCCCUAUAAUUUACAAUAGCAUCUUCCUUUGCAUCAAUAAAUAUUUCCUGCUCCUGCACAUUUUAGCAUUUAAAGCCUUCAUGGAGAAGUAUGGGUUGGUUGUUUCUUUACUGGCAUGGGUUCGUCACAAGUGACAAUGGUGAAGACUUCCAAAGACGAAAUCCACAAGGCCUGGGAUUAUAAGCUGGUUACCAACAGCAGAAUGCUUCUCUCCGCGCCACUAGAUAAUCCAAGGGAACAUCAAGUUUCUGUACUAAGUAAACCCAAAUAGCUCAUCGACUUGGCUUUUCUUGUUGACAUUACAGGGAGCUGAAUUUACUCAACAAGAAGUUACAAGACCAGGGGUAGCUUGUCAGUGUUGCCUAUGACAAUAUCAGGGCAUUCUGCACAAGUGGGUUCUAACCAUUUCCCAACAUGCAAAGUACUCAUGCACAUCAUUCACCGCAAAGACAAGCAAAGCAUGGACAAUUUUUAAGAGCAUUGGCCUCCACCUUCCCCGAUAUAUUCAUGUUGUUCAAGAGGAUCAUGUGCCUUCUUUGUCAGUACCUAUCUGUGUGAAAAGCUCUUUCCCCACUAUGAAAUUUAACAAGUCAAAGUUCAGGGCCAAUAAGCUAAGACCUAUCUAAUAUGCCUUAACAGCAAUAGGAGUAUUGUUCAUAAGUCACAGAGAACGCUCAGUGUGAUUUGAAAAACAUUUUAUUAUGCAAAUUUAGCCCAUAUACCUGUAUAAAAGAAAUCUAUAACCGCUGUUUUAUGUAAUUCCAUUUAUGAAGUGUGUUGUCUGCACUGGGUUCAUGUUCUUCUGUGUUGAAUUGUAGAAUGUGAAAAUGUUAUUUAAUUUGUAAAUGGGAACAUUAAGUGUAGUUGAUUGAGAAAUAAGCCUUGUCCAGCUUUAGAGUUGAUAGAACCCAUUGCAAGCCUUUUUAAAACAAUUUUUCCCUCCUUCUAAAGCUCAAUGACAUAAAUGAAACUUCAAACCCUAAAAGAAAAUAAUUUUACAUUAAAUAUAAGUUGUUGCUGUUCAAGACUUUAUCUUUGUAAUAAAUAUUUUGUUUCUUUCUUCUUUAAAAAGAGUUGAUGUUUUAAAAUGUAUUUCAUCUUUCUAUUUGGUCGUAAGCUUAUUUUUGUAUGAAGACUUUUAGGGGUAGAAUAAUUACAUU